Colletotrichum tamarilloi is the source of this 2097-nucleotide messenger RNA. RefSeq lists its product as uncharacterized. The transcript has a single exon. Bases 1 to 2097 code for a protein of 698 amino acids. The record is from RefSeq and is a predicted model, not a curated record. Lineage: Eukaryota; Fungi; Ascomycota; Sordariomycetes; Glomerellales; Glomerellaceae.
AUGUCUGGCCUCAUCGAAUACUCUACGGCGCAAGCUGGAAAGACUCUUGAAGUCGAACAACUCUCGCCGGAUCUCUUCAAGCUGUCAUUAACCAGAGACAACAAGUUCAAUCUCUUCUCCGAGGCCAUUGGCAGCUUAGAUUCAGGCCGCGAUGAAGCCGAUCUCAUUCUCCGCAACCUCCAAGCAUGGUCCGCAGAAGCUGCGGAACGCUUCCAGCGACGCACCUCAGAUGUUAUUCUCGACACUCCUUUCCGGCUGCUUUGCUCGAGCCCAAGCGGGAUCCCAUUCGACAGUCGUUUUGUGAUCCGACAAUUUCUAGCCAUCAGUUACAGUUGGCACAACCCGAGUUGGCCGGGGACACCUCAAUCGGUUCCAGAACCUGGAGGGGUGUGGCCAGUUGGCAAGCGCUUUGCCGACGCAAUCCUAGAAUUACGAGGUCAUCUACGUGAGGGAGUGUGGAUAGACCAGGUCUGCAUCAACCAACGCGAUGAGUUCGAGCAACAAAGAGCUAUCGCAUCGAUGGAUGUUGUUUACAAGUCUUGCCGCAAGCUGGUCGUACUUCUGGAGGAUGUCGAGCUCACCAAUGACGAGGCUGGAAUAUUUGAACUCUACGAUGGUUAUCGGUCUCCGUAUGUACUCGAAAAAGGUCCGACCGACGGCAGGGAAGUUUCGCUGCUCAUCUCGCUCUACGAUAAAGUGGCCGCUGCGCGGUGGUGGCAGCGUUCAUGGUGCUACCAUGAAUUCGUUGUUGCUGAGCCUUGGAGUGAUAAACGACAUCAACGAGUCCACAAUACCGUUUUCGUCCUGGGACUUGGCAAGGAUAGGACUGUGACAGUAGAGUGGACUACACUGCACGCAAUCUUGGCAACAAUAACAGUCCAACUCGGCCAUCGGAAUGAACGGAGCGUCUACCUCAACCCAAUCCUUUCCGGGUUCGCAAAUCGGACGUCUCCUCGAUUUGAUAACCCAGAAGGCAAAGCCGGCGUGAUCAGGUCCAGCUUCAUGGCGAAAUUCAACGCCAUCGCCCAGACGGGAUGCCUGAUGCCCGGUGACAGGCUUAGCGUGUGUCUCAACCUUAUCGGACUUGGUCUGGCGUUCUUCAGAUCUGAGGAGCCAACAGUAGACGAAGUGUACUUUCUGGCGGUAUUGCUGGCUCUAGCAGUAGGCGAAAAGAUGCCCCUUGCUUUCACCAACAUGGAUCCCCUGGCAUUCCACGGAAAGGGAUCAUGGCUUGCUCGACCUAUCACGGCGGCGGACACCACGCUCAACAAGUUCACAUUGGGCGGCGUCAAAGGGAUCCAUGCUGUGGGCUUUAACAAGAUAGAAAUCGACAUGGUCUUUUUCAAUCGUGGCGUAUUGUGGAUUUCGGAGCAGGAGCUUCGGCGCACGUAUGCCAUAUUUCCAGAUAUUGUACGGAAUACUCCUCCGCCGCUCAAAGCGCAGGUCAAGAUGCCGGAGUUCCAGGCUGAAGAGGAUAUGGAUAUGCCGCGACGACGGUUCCUUGCUGCUGUGCUGUCGAGUGGGCCAGACUUGCUGAAGCGGCUUUGGGUCCAGCUCAAUCGUGAAGUGGUGAAGUGGAACUAUAACACGGGCAUCUUUGCAGACUUCAAAGUCAACGAGGAUCUCCUCCCCAACGCGAAAGAUUUGCUCAAAGCCUUUGCCAAGAGCGAUCGGGGCGGAGUUGGCAGUGAAGACCAAAUUGCAGUCGAAAUUGCCACGGAAUUUCUGACUUGGAUUACGGAUCCUCGAUCCAUCUACUGGAUUUCGACGAUGGCCUUGCGCCUUCCGUGUGCACGCGAUGGCAAAUCCGCACUAUUGACGGGCUUCAGCUUCACAAAGAACUUCCGAGAGAGUGAUAUCGACACUCGAAUGCGGGUGGCAGUGCCUACAGAUCUGCUGCAUGAAGACUGCGCAUGGAUGAGGGCUUGGUUGUUGGUGCCGGCAGAUGACGAGGAUGAAAAGGGGGCUUGGAAAGUCGCGGGUAAGACGUUGCUUCUGGGCGAACCAGAUUUAUAUGCGGAUCUGAACGUGGAUGAAGAGGAUGGGUUUUCGGAUGCAUUCAGGAGCCUGCAUACUAGACAGGUCAUCGUAGGUUGA